GCAACAUUUACCAAGUCAUGAUAAGAUUUUAAAAGGAAAAUCCACCUAAGUUGAAACGCAAGUGAAACACGUGGGGAGAGAAGAUGGGGCGCGCGAAGCUUUUACGCCCCCCCAAGACACGUUAUUCCCGCACGACAUCCAGUCCUGAUAAGCGGUAUUAUCUCGGUCAGCUUCCAAGAGGCCACUGGAAGGAGACUGUCACGUGACCUCGGGUGCCAAUGUUCUUCCAGAAGGUCGUCGGGACCCUGGUAGCCAGUGACACUCUUUUCGGAAAUGCAGAAAACAACCUAUUACGACAACUCAACGCUUUUCGGAGGUUACUCGUACCAGGGGGCCAACGGCUACAGUUAUGAUGCGCAGCAGCCCGCCUAUCAGCCCUCGGCUCACCUGGACAGCAGCUACCAGAGGUCCGCGUGCUCGCUGCAGAGCCUCGACAGCAGCACCGCGCAGCACCUGCAGGCCAAGCCAAAAGAGCUCAAUGGGAGCUGUAUGCGACCCAGUCUGCCACCCGAACACCACCAGUCCACCCCCGUGUCCCCACCCCACAACCCCACCAAAAACGCCAACAGCAGCGCAGCGCAACAGCCGGGAACCAGCAGCAGCAACAGCGGCGGAGGUGGCGGAGGCGCGACGAAAACAGCCCCCAAGUCCUCCUCGAACGCCUCCAACCCCACGCUCAACAAGCAUAUAUUCCCCUGGAUGAAAGAAUCCAGGCAGAACGCAAAGCCGAAGAGCAGCUCGCCCAGUGUCAGUUCAGCUAACGCGGAGAGCAGCAGCGGCGAGAAAAGCCCCCCAGGCUCCGCGGCUUCCAAAAGAGCGCGCACUGCCUACACGAGCGCGCAGCUGGUGGAGCUGGAGAAGGAGUUCCACUUCAACCGUUAUCUGUGCCGGCCGCGUCGCGUGGAGAUGGCCAACUUACUCAACCUCAGCGAAAGACAGAUAAAGAUCUGGUUUCAGAACCGCAGAAUGAAGUACAAAAAGGACCAGAAGUGCAAAGGAAUGGGCUCCUCUUCGGGCGGGCCGUCUCCAGCGGGUAGUCCGCCUCUCACAAUGCAGUCGUCAUCUGCUUUCAUGAACUCCAUGCACACAAUGGCUGGUAACUAUGACGCCCCCUCUCCGCCAUCUUUUAGUAAGUCUCAUCAAAACCCUUAUUCGAUAUCCUCAGCUUAUCAGACCCCCAUGAAAAGCUGCCCCUCCCAACAGAAGUACACCAACGCGGCGUCGGAAUACGACCCACACGGUCUACAGGGUAACGGUGGUACAUAUGGAACGCCUAAUAUGCAGGGUAGUCCUGUCUAUGUUGGAGGAAACUAUGCGGAUUCCAUGCACACUUCCGGUCCAUCUAUGUACGGCCUAAAUCACCUGCCACACCACCAGUCUAAUAACAUGGACUAUAACGGUGCCACGCAAAUGCCUACGAGCCAACACCAUGGACCAUGCGAACCGCAUCCAACAUACACAGACCUUGCCGUGCACCAUCCAUCUCAGGGUAGAAUCCAAGAGGCCCCUAAGUUAACGCAUCUGUAGCAGGCCUGGAAAGAAAACCAAGAUUGUUGGGCACUGCAAUGGGAUUGACAACAGAAAAAAAAAUAGCCCAGUGGUUUCUUGUUGUGUCAGAAACACAAUCUGUGUUGAUGUUGCGCGGGUUUUGUUUCGUGUGAUAUUCGUCUACAGUGUAUUUCCCUUUUUCUUAUUUUUAAAAUCACGUGAAACACGACCCAGGCCCUUAGAAUAAAGAUAGUUCAACGAAACGUAAGUUUGGGAAACGUUUAUAGAUGCUGUAAUGUCCGUAUGUUAUCCUUAUUGCAGCCUUUUAGGAUAUGUCCUUAUAUAGAGCAGGCGGCCUUCUGCCUCAGCAGAAGAAGCUAGCCUUGUUGACGUCAUCGAUGUGCCCAGAUAGCCCGUUGUGGCUUGGAAUAAUUCAAGACUUCAAUCCUUUCAAGUAUCUUUAACUGGAACAAGAAAACCACUGGAUUGUUUUCAGUUAAUUUUCUUUCUCAUGUUCCCUCUUUUUCUUUUCUUAAAUGUGUCGCUAAAAAUGUUAUUAUAAUUCAUCUUUUGGCACCAGCUCUAGCAAUAGAGGUGUCGCUUUCUUGUGGUCUCACAUAAUGCCCUUACGUUUGUCGUUACGUUUUACGGACGGUAUAAAUAUCGAAUUGUGUUAUGGGUAUAUGCAUCAAAGUCGUGUGGUAUAUGCACAAGCCAUUUGGGUUGCCAUCAGCCAAGUGUACGAGUUGGGAAAAACCAUUACCAGAGCCUCAUCGCCCACUUUCCCCACCUUUAAUACCGCUGACUCACUCCGCACAGUUAACGUGCACCAGCCAGCUCAUGAAAAGCCCACCUUUUUUGAACUCUCGUGAAAACAGGGUAUAUUUGAACAUGCCCAGGAAACGAGUCCUACGUGAAUUUGUGUAGGCAUUCACGGAGGCUCUCUCGCCUGGACAUCUCAGUUGCACUUAGAGUUUACAUUUUAAUGGGAGAUAAAAAAUAUUUUGGAACGGAAGGCCUCCAAUAAGCUCAAUCCUGGACGUCUGUGUGAGUGUGUGUUCAAGUGAACAUUAAUAAAUAUAUAUAUUUAUUUGUAAUAGACCGUUUUAAUAAUUCUUAUUUUGUAUUAUUUAUCCCCAUGUAUUUAUAUCAAAUGUACAUUUUAGUAUUCACCUGUUAUAAAGACAUUGUGUUAUUGUCAUGGUAACAGAUUUAUUUCAGUUAUUGUCUUUUAGCGAUGAGUAGUUUUAUGUUACCCUUGUAUAUAUAUAUAGUGUAAUGAGUUAUACAGGAGGAACGCAAACGGAUUCAGACCGUUAUUGAAUACUCCAGAAAUAGACGAAGUGUUGCUAAACCCUUUUUGGAAAACCUCCUUAGUUCUUUGUAGUCACUUUUGCUUCUUUGUUAAGAGUUGCCUGUUAAACAAUUCUUUAAUAAAAAAAAAAAUCAUGUUAUUGUA
Conger conger (European conger) is the source of this 2947-nucleotide messenger RNA. RefSeq names its product homeobox protein Hox-B3a-like. Gene Ontology annotation, biological process: regulation of transcription by RNA polymerase II. The coding region runs from base 274 to 1527 and encodes 417 amino acids. Gene Ontology annotation, cellular component: nucleus. The transcript has 4 exons. The record is from RefSeq and is a predicted model, not a curated record. Gene Ontology annotation, molecular function: RNA polymerase II cis-regulatory region sequence-specific DNA binding; DNA-binding transcription factor activity, RNA polymerase II-specific. Lineage: Eukaryota; Metazoa; Chordata; Actinopteri; Anguilliformes; Congridae.